This is a messenger RNA of Leptonychotes weddellii (Weddell seal), 774 nucleotides long. The record is from RefSeq and is a predicted model, not a curated record. Lineage: Eukaryota; Metazoa; Chordata; Mammalia; Carnivora; Phocidae.
AUGGCAGGGACUACUGAGAGCAAAACCCCCGAGUGUGAGCUGUGCAUCAGGCAUGUGAAGAGUCAGCCCAAGGAUUCCAAGCUCUGCUCGUUGCUGAUGCCAGCCCACGAAUGGAGAGACAGCUCCACAGGAACGGACGUCCAAAAGACACCGGAGGGAAGGGCACUCACCGGAUUAAGCCAGACCACUUUUACUCAAUUUAAUGAAUGUAACUACCCACUCACCAAUGUGGAAAAUUCAGGGUUCAACGGAUGCAAGGUGACCAUGGAGGAACCUGUUCCCACAAAGGUUCGACUGAGUAAAACAGCCUUCACGGUUAUGACACAAGAGGAGUUAACUCUAAGAUGGAAACAAUAUGAAGCAUAUGUCCAAGCUUUAGAGGGCAAGUACACAGAUCUUAAUUCUAAUGAUGUAACUGAGUUAAGGGAGUCUGAAGAAAAACUAAAGCACAAUGAGGAAACCAUCCUUGUAAUGCGACUAGCAACCAAAGAGCAAGAGAUGCAAGAGUGUACUCCUGAAAUCCAGCACCUCAAGCAAGUCCAACAGCCUAGCAUUGCCUAACUGAGAUCAACAAUGGUAGACCCCAUGAUCAGCUUGUUUUUCCUAAACAUGAAAGGUGAAUUGGAACAGACUAAAGACAAACUGGAACAAGCCCAAAAUGAACUGAGUGCAACUUUUUUCUCUUCCCUCUCCCCUUGCUUCAAAGGACUGAAGGUGCCAAACUAUUCCAAAGAAGUGGCCACCUCCAAAAAAUUCCCCUUCCAGAACAUGUAG